GGAUAUGCUAAAGUGCGCACGCGCAAGUCAACGUCAGCACUGGAACCCUAAACAUACGUGGCUCUAGCUCUACGUGGACUGGUUUACAACUCAAGACAGUUGACAUUAUCCUCGGAGAAGGCAUCUAAUUGCUGCACCAGAAACCCUGAACAAAUCACUACCAAGAUGGACCAGAUAAUGCAGUUUGUGGAGCCCAGUAGGAUGUUCGUCAAGGACUCCAUCCGUCUGGUGAAAAGAUGUACCAAACCGGACAGGAAAGAGUUUCAGAAGAUCGCCAUGGCCACAGCGAUAGGAUUCGCAAUCAUGGGCUUCAUCGGAUUUUUCGUGAAGCUUAUUCACAUCCCCAUCAACAACAUCAUUGUUGGUGGCUGAACUGGUGAGCCUGACCAGUGCACCAUCAACCUGACCAGUGCACCCAUCUACUGGACCAGUGCACCCAUCUACUGGACCAGUGCACCCAUCUACUGGACCAGUUGUCUGGAAAUGGACCACAGGACAAAAGCGCCCUCCACCAUUAUUCUCCAAGCACCACAAUGUGUUGCUUUUCUGCUGUCCAUUCCUUUGGCUUGUAAAUAAACAUACAUUUUUUAAAUGUGUUGU
Messenger RNA from Gadus chalcogrammus (walleye pollock), 600 nucleotides. RefSeq names its product protein transport protein Sec61 subunit gamma-like. Gene Ontology annotation, cellular component: membrane; Ssh1 translocon complex. Gene Ontology annotation, molecular function: transmembrane protein transporter activity. The coding region runs from base 166 to 372 and encodes 68 amino acids. The record is from RefSeq and is a predicted model, not a curated record. Gene Ontology annotation, biological process: post-translational protein targeting to membrane, translocation; protein targeting. The transcript is spliced from 4 exons. NCBI's taxonomy places the organism in Eukaryota, Metazoa, Chordata, Actinopteri, Gadiformes, Gadidae.